Molecule: messenger RNA, 910 nt
Organism: Rhincodon typus (whale shark)
Lineage: Eukaryota; Metazoa; Chordata; Chondrichthyes; Orectolobiformes; Rhincodontidae
Product: E3 ubiquitin-protein ligase RNF123-like
Exons: 9
Source: RefSeq, a predicted model, not a curated record
GCAGCUGGCGAUAUUGUCACAUGUGUGAUAGACCUGGAUGAAGGGAAGAUUGCAUUCUGCUUAAAUGGGAUCUCCUUGGGAACUGCAUUUCAAGACAUCAGAUUGGGCCCUGGAAUAGCCUACUUCCCAGCAAUCAGUCUAUCCUUCAAAGAAUCAGUGGCAUUCAACUUUGGGAGCCGGCCAAUCCGGUACCCAGUAGAAGGCUAUCGCCCAGUGCAGGAUCCACCAGAGGCAGAUCUCGUGAAAGCUCACAGACUUCUGGGAUACCUAAAGAAUGUGAUUUCUGCCAGUAUGGACACCCAGGAAGGAAAACUGACCGAACAGGAUUCUGCGCAAUGGCAAGCCCAGGGGGAACCCACUGUGCUCAUUACACUCGCGCAUAUCUUCGACCACUUUGCACCCCUUAUGUGUAAAGUUUACCUCGUGGAAGAUGUGCUGAUGACCUAUUUCCUGAGUAUACUGGAGGGAGGUGGGGCUGUUGAUGAACACCCACUAAUUCAACGCUUACUGGACCUCAUGUGGCUCCUCAUGGAGGAUUAUGAAAUCCAGGAGUGUUUGAAACGGCUGAUGAUGUCACUGCUUCGUGCAUACAGAUUUUCUCCUAUCAUUCCCGAUUUAGGGUUACAGAUCCACUAUUUGCGUCUGAGCAUAGCUAUUUUAAAGCAUGAGAAAACCAGGAAAUAUCUGCUCAGCAACGUCUUAUUUGAUGUGCUGCGAUCAGUGGUGUUUUUUUUCAUUAAGACGCCCCUACGAGUGGAGGAGGCAGGCUUAGAGGAGCUUAUUCCCACCACUUGGUGGCCAACCAGGUUUGACAAGGAGGGGAAGGAGGUGAAGGAGGAAACUGCUGAGGAGAGGCUGAGACGUCGGGCCUAUGAGCGUGGCUGCCAGCGAUUAAAGAAGCGUAUUGAGG